AUGGAGUUGUCUUUGCCACAGCACACAUUUGUUCUUCUCUGCUGGUUCUUCUCUGCUGCUACUGGUGUUCCCGACGGCUACCCUUUUUCCUCCAAAUUUUGUUCUCUGCUGGUUCUCUGUUGGUUCUCUGCUAGUGCUGGUGUUCCUCUGCUUGCUAGUUCUUUGUUCCUUUGCUGGUGCUUGUUCUUUGUUCCUCUUCUCCACUUCUCAAAAGCGUUCCUCUUCUCCCCACCACCGGUUGUGCCUGAAGUUAAAAAAUUUAGAACAUCGGGCAUUGAUCCUGAAUUCGAAGCGAAGUUGGACCAAAUGUUCAUGGGGAUAGUUGCAACAGGUGAUAAAGCAUGGGCACCUUCUUCUGGUGAUGAGUAUAGUUGACGAUUACAGCGGUGAUGAAAGUGAUGAAGAAAGAGAAAAAAAAAAGAGAUUUUACAACGCAUAGAAUGUUUUAACCGAUUAUUUGUUGUUGCAUCUUCUUCCGUGCAAUUAUAUUACGAGAAGUAUAUAUUGAGGCAACCAUGCAUGGAUUC
This is a messenger RNA of Gossypium raimondii (Peruvian cotton), 527 nucleotides long. RefSeq lists its product as uncharacterized. The record is from RefSeq and is a predicted model, not a curated record. Bases 1 to 375 code for a protein of 124 amino acids. The transcript has 4 exons. Lineage: Eukaryota; Viridiplantae; Streptophyta; Magnoliopsida; Malvales; Malvaceae.